AUGGCGGAGUUUGCGUUUGGGUUGACGAGGAUGGCGGUGGAGGGGAUGCUGAGGGCCAUAGAGAAGGAGGUGGAGGUGAAGGCGCGGGUUCAGCAAGACCUAGUGGUCAUCACAGGCGAGUUCGAAAUGAUGCAGGCCUUCCUGAACAUCACCAACGCGGAGCGUGCCAACAACAACAAAGUGUUACGGACCUGGGUGAGGCAGCUCCGCGACCUGGCCUUCGACGUCGAGGACUGGGUCGAGCUUGUUGUCCACCUGGACGACAAGUCGGCCGCCUGGUGGUGGGACUGGGACGUGGUGCCGUCCUGCAUCACCGAGCUGUUGCCGUCCUCCAUUACCCAGCUGGUGCUACCGCGGCGGCCCUUGGACGAUGCCGCCGAAGAGAUAAAGCUGCUCAAGGCCAGGGUUGAGGAAGUGAGCCAGCGCUACACGCGCUACAACCUCAUCUCCGACACCGACUCCAAGCCGGCGGAGCAGCCAGCAAGAGCAAGCCUACCGGCAUUCCACAUCCUACGCCAUGCGUGGGAGACCGAAUGCGGCUUGGGCCUCCACAACUUGAUCACCGGUGAUGGUGGCAGUGACCAUCAAGUCAUCUCGGCAUGGUCAAGUGUUGCAGGAGGAGGUGAUCUUCUAGGGGCCACGUCCAUCUUGAUCAAGGCGUACGCUGACCCAGAGAUCUGCAAGGUAUUCAAGAGACGCGCAUGGGUGAAGCUGGUGCAUCCGUUUAACCUCCACGAGUUCUGCAAGAGCUUGCUAGCUCAAUUCUACCCCCCCGGCGAUGAUCACUUCCAUGCUGAGAUCAACUCGCAGCAGGUGAACGAACACAUGCAGCGAGUGAACAAGGAGAAGUACCUCGUCAUCCUGGAACAAGUAUCCACUGUGGUAGAGUGGAAUGCCAUCAGAAAGUGCCUGCUGGAAAGUAACAACGGCAGCCGGAUCGUCGUGUCGUCGCGGCAGUUAGGGAUUGCGCUUUUGUGCGCGGGGGAGCCACCGCACCUAGUAUCGGACCUCAGAUGGUCCUCUGAUGGUCAAUCUCUUUGCGCCUUCUUCACCAAGAACAAGAGGAACGGAGAGAAAAGGGCACGCGGCGAGGAAGAAAAAAUUCUUGGGCGUACGUCUGAAAGGACAAGCCUUGAAGGCCGUUUAGGGAGGAUGACGGCAUUCGUCUCCGUGUGGGGGAUUGCUGGUGUUGGGAAAUCAGCUCUCGUCAGAAGCAUCUACCACAACCAGGAAGAAAAAGGAGAGUUCACAAUGUUCAGCUGGGUAGACGUGCCCGAGCAUGUUAUCAGGCAUGUGGCUGGUUCUACGGUGGUCAUCGUCAAAGGUCUACCAGCCGAGGACGCCCGUUCACUCUUCACAGAGGUAGCUCCGACAUCUAUCACGGGUUUGACUCAGGAUGGCAUGGACAGGCUCACAGACAGUACCAUCGUCAUUAGUGGUGGGCUUCCAAAAGUAAUAGCUGCUGUAGGCAAAGAACUGGAGUUAGCUACAAGUGACUGGCAUGCUCACAGAAUUUUGGAUAACUACAGAAGAAUUGACAGUUUGAGGGGUCUAUUUUCUUGGAUGCAGUCCUACUUUGAUGCCUGCUCAGAUUCACUCAAGCCGUGUAUUUUCUAUCUGUCAAUUUUUCCUAUACAUCACAACAUUAGGCGAAGGCGUUUGGUUACGCGGUGGAUCGCAGAGGGUUACUCGAGAGACAGAUUUGGUAGUAUUGCGGAGGACUGGGACAGCUCUAGAGGCAGAUCUGACGGUACUACUGCAGAUGAGAAUGGGAAAAAGUACUUCUCCGAUCUCAUCGACUUAAGCAUAAUCCAGCAGUUUACAACAAGCAAUGUGUGCCAAGUUAAUAGUUUCUUCCAUGGAUACAUCACCUCACGGCCAAUGGAAGAUAACCUUGUGUUUGCAUUACAAGGGCAUUGCAAGCUCAACUCGCGACGCACAGGACAACACCUCACCGUGAGGAGCAACUGGCAUAGAGACAUCAAUGUGUUUCAGAGCAUCGACUUCACACGGCUGCGGUCUUUGACAGUGUUUGGAGAUUGGGCUUCAUUCCUCGUCUCUGACAAGAUGAAGCGGCUUCGGGUACUUGAUCUAGAAGACACAAACGGUGUAGUAGACACACAUCUCGAGGAGAUGGUGAAGCAACUGACUAGACUCAAGUUCCUUUCCCUACGAGGAUGCAAAGGGAUUAAUCGUCUGCCAGAAUCAAUUGGUGGCAUGAGGCAGCUACAGACUCUAGAUGUCAGACACACCUCCAUAGUCAUGCUGCCACCGGAGAUCUGUAAGCUGGCGAUGCUACAGUACAUCCAUGCAGGCAACACUGAACCAUGGUAUGAAGAUGAUCGCACGGUCACAACCCAACCAGGAGUACAUGAUGAGGACUGGACGACAACGCCACCACAAGAAGCUGGUGACAAUAGGGGUGUUGAGGUUCCUACAGGGAUUCGAAACCUCACAGCCUUGCACACACUUGGUGUUGUCAAUGUCAGUGCUGCAGGUGGACAGGCUCUCCUGAAGGAGCUAGAGAAACUUACUCAAAUGCGAGGACUCAAGGUGACUGGCGUAAAUAGGGGAAAUAUCCAACAGUUCUUUUCUGCCAUCACAGGUCACCGCCACCUGGAGUCCCUGUCGGUGCGUCUUGAAGAGAAUAUGCAGAAUCAUAUCCUUCAAACUCCGGGGCCACUACCCAAGAACCUAAGGAACCUUAAGCUGUAUGGGGAGCAUGCACUCAACUUGACACUCUGGAUCGAGAUGUUUCAAAGUGUCAAAUUUUGGGAUAUUGAGAUGGUCAUAACAGCGGCAGAGGACCUACGGCCCCUUCAAGAAUUGCUACGUAAAAAAAAUUUGCGCCGUCUUUGUGUCAAGCUGGUUCAAGAUGGUGAACUUCACUUGGAUCUGCUGAAUUGUCAGUCCAUUAAAUUCCAGAACCUCAAAAUUGAUUGCAGCUCCAAGUCGAAGGUGACUUUCACAAAAACCAAACUUGUUGAGGUGCUUAAGGUUCGGUGCUAUAGAGGGUCGGAUUUGCGGUUUUCUGGGCUAGAGAAUCUAAAGUCUCUGAAGGAGGUCUGGCUUAUAGGUUACUGUAGCGACACAUUCAAGCAAAAUUUGAAGCAGCAACUUUCCAAUUUUCAGGAGGAGAAAAAACCUGUCAUCAAGCUGGACAACGGUAGAAUUUACGAGUUAAGAGUUGUUGCAAACAUGGCCAAUAAUACUGUUGGAGGUGGGUCCCGGGCUGCCUCGGACCAACCUAGGAUGGACCCACAUGAGGCCGCUGCCUUCGACCUUUUCGCCGAGGACUAUUUUUACAUUAGAAACAUCGCAUAUUAUAUUCAAUCUAUUUUUUCGUGGACCAACAGGCGCGAUACUGAGACAAAACAGAAACAAAAGCAAAUCCAGGCUGUCACCGGAGGAGACUGGAAGGGGAACGCCACAGGAAUCACCGCUAGAGGCAUCUCUUCCAUUGACAAUGACUCCUUGUUGUUCUCCAUGAUGAUUGGUGGCUAA
This is a messenger RNA of Lolium rigidum, 3504 nucleotides long. RefSeq names its product disease resistance protein Pik-2-like. Bases 1 to 3504 code for a protein of 1167 amino acids. Gene Ontology annotation, molecular function: ADP binding. Lineage: Eukaryota; Viridiplantae; Streptophyta; Magnoliopsida; Poales; Poaceae. The record is from RefSeq and is a predicted model, not a curated record. Gene Ontology annotation, biological process: defense response to other organism. The transcript has 5 exons.